This is a messenger RNA of Enterobius vermicularis (human pinworm), 1386 nucleotides long. NCBI's taxonomy places the organism in Eukaryota, Metazoa, Nematoda, Chromadorea, Rhabditida, Oxyuridae. The record is from the annotation of a GenBank genome assembly.
AAUUUAGUAUUUGCUGAGCCGGUGAAACGUUCUGUAUUGUAUAACAUGUCGUCAAGUCCUGAUGAUUCAGACUGUCGAUAUAAAUGUUCCGGUAGUUGCUGUGAUCGUGAACUUUUGGCUGAGCCAUUGAAAUUUCCAAUAGCAACUGGCCUGACUGCACCAAACCGAUUCAUGAAAGGUUCGAUGUCUGAAAGGUUAUGUCGAUUCGACAAGAACCUUCCGCAAAAAAGUGGUAUUCCAUCAAAAGCGCUUAUUGAGUUAUAUAGUAAGUUUGCGCAAGGUAACUGUGGAAUAAUGGUUACUGGCUGUAUAAUGGUUAAUCCAAAUGAAAUUGAGGCUCCUGGUAACGUUAUAAUACAUAAAAGUGUAGAAAGCGCAGAACGAAAAGCCGCAUUUCAAGAAUGGACGAAAGCUGGAAAGGCUAAUGGGGGAUUGAUAAUAGCACAGUUAUUUCACCCUGGAACGCAGGCUUCAAAAUAUGGUAGCAGCCUAAAAUUUGACCCAGGGAGAGCAUCAAAAGAAGAGCUGGAAAAUUUAAUUGACGAAUUUGUAUGUGCUGGAUUAUACACUGAAAUAUACGAAAAAAAGCGCUUAGGAUUUGACGGGGUCGAGCUACCGUGUGCUUGGGACUUUACAUUAGGAUAUCUUACCAAUGCUGAUAUCAACCGGCGAAACGAUGAGUAUGGCGGUUCUUUCGAAAAUCGUUACAGAGCACUCCUUAAAAUUAUCGACGGUAUCAGGUCUUCAACUCAGCAGUACUUCAGCAGGAUUGGAAUUAGAAAUAACAUGAAAUUUAUAAUUGGCGUUAAGUUAGAUGUUGCGAAUUUGGCUCCUGCGUUUGAUCUUAACGAAUUUGCAAUUUUUGUUAAAAAGUUAGAGGAUCAUGGUGUAGAUUACAUAAGCUUUAGUGGUGGACAGUUGGAAUCUCUAUUGGAACUGCGUGAAGAGGAACACAGAUGCCUGAACGUGGUUGACGCCACCUAUGUCAAUGUUGCGACAACGUCAAAAAAAAUGGCCAGGAAGAUCCGAGUAUUUUUGAAUGCUGGACCAACUUUAUGCGAUAUGAGUGAAGUUUUAAGGAAGAAUUGGGCAGACGGAGUUGUACUCGCAAGGCCGUUGGCUGCUGAACCUUCAUUUCCACAGAAGUUACUAUGCGGUGUUGUCACCGGUGGUAUUAAAUCUUUGGUUAGCGACAGUGACUUUAUGACAGCUGUUGAGAUAGCCGGAACACAGAUGUGGCAACAUGCAACCAAUAAUCCAGUGAUGGAUUCGUCAAACGUUGAGCAUUUGGCCAAAUUUAAAGUUUGCUUGGCGAAACACGAAGAUGCCAUUAGACGUGCACCGUUAGAUAAACCAGUGAUUGGCUAUGCAAAACUGCAGUUAUAA